ACACACACACACAGAGACGGGCACACACACGGAGACGGACACACACAGACAGACACACACUGGGAGGGGGAGUUCCUCUUGCACGUCCUGUUCUCUCAGAAGGUAAAACGCUGCUGGAUGACGAGCAGCUGCAGAGACUCUCACAUCUGGACCAGUAGCUCCUCUUCUUCACACUCCUGCUCCUGCACCUCCUGCUCCUCCUCUGCUCCUCAUCCUCCUCAUCCUCACCAGUGGAACCAGUGGAACCAGAGGAACCAGAGGAACCAGUGACCCAGUCCAGAGACCAGCAGGAACCAACCCGUCCGUCGGAGAUGCCUUCGGACGUCGGGACAGCGAAGCCUGGGGGCGUGAUUGCCUACAUUUCCUCUGGCUCCGCCUCCAGCCCGGAGUCCUUUCUGAGCACCAGCCCGAGCCGCGGCUACAUGUCCACGUCUCCGCCUCCGGCCCGCCCCUCGCUGCCCAGCCGGGCCGUGGGCAUGGUCGUGGACAUCGCUCCGCCGGCCAAGGGCGGCCACCUGCGCGGCCACGGCACGGAGAAGGCCGGGCGCUCCUCCACGGCGGCCAAGAGCAGCAUCACCAAAAUCAACGGCAUGGUGCUGCUGUGCAAAGUGUGCGGCGACGUGGCGUCGGGAUUCCACUACGGCGUGCACGCCUGUGAGGGCUGCAAGGGUUUCUUCAGGAGGAGCAUCCAGCAGAACAUCCAGUACAAGAAGUGUCUGAAGAUGGAGAACUGCACCAUCAUGAGGAUCAACAGGAACCGCUGCCAGCAGUGCCGCUUCAAGAAGUGUCUGUCGGUCGGCAUGUCCAGAGAUGCCGUGAGAUUUGGCCGCAUCCCGAAGCGGGAGAAGCAGAGGAUGCUGCUGGAGAUGCAGAACGCCAUGAACAACAUGAUGAGUAACAACAGCCAGCUGCACAGCAUGCUGCACGGCCACCAGAGCCCCCCCCUGCCCAUGGAGGCCGCCACGGGCCACGCCAGCUCCCCGGUCUCCUCUUCCUCCUCCUCCUCUUCCUCCCCUUCUGCUUCCGACUCCACGUCCUGCUCCAACCCCUCGUCGCCGCAGUGCCCGCAGGACUCGGAGUCCGUGGUUUCCAUGGACACCAACUCCAGCUCCGCCUCCUCCUGCUCAUCGGACAGCGGCGAGGACGAGUCGGCGCUCACGACGAGCCGGCCGCACCAACACGCCUUAGAGUUCAGCCAGCAGAGGUCGCAGAGACAAGGUCAGGGGUCGGCCUCGGCGGGAACCGUUGCCCUGGAGACCAGGUGCGAGGGGGGGCAGCAGGAGAACUGGAACACGUGGAACAACAACAGCGCAGCGGUGGGAGGUUUCCAGCACGGCUCUUACAGUAACAGCCAACACGUCACCAACGCUGCUUUCAGGGACGAGAGGGGAGGUUACCAGCAGCAGCAGCUCAGCAGCGCCCCUAGCUGCCAACGCUCAGAAGACAGGCAGAGUCGGCUGGAGUUUCCAAGCAGCUGCGUGAACAACACAGCACAUCUGGUCUGUCCCAUGAACUCCUCCCCCUACGUGGACCCCCACAAGCCCAGCCAGGAGGUGUGGGAGGAGUUCUCCCUGAGCUUCACCCCGGCCGUGCGGGACGUGGUCGACUUCGCCAAGAAGAUCCCAGACUUCCGUGACCUUCCCGAGCGCGACCAGGUCAGCCUGCUGAAGGCGGGAACCUUCGAGGUGCUGAUGGUCCGAUUCGCCUCCCUGUUCAACGUGGUCGAGCGGACCGUGACCUUCCUGAGCGGGAAGCGCUACAGCCUGGACACGCUGCGCUCGCUGGGCGCCGGCGAGCUGCUCAACUCCAUGUGCGAGUUCAGCGAGAAGCUGGCGGCGCUGCGGCUCGACGCCGACGAAAUGAGUCUCUUCACCGCCGUGGUGCUGGUCUCCGCCGACCGCUCAGGGAUCCAGGACGUGAACGCGCUGGAGCUCCUGCAGGACAAGCUGAUCCGGGCUCUUCGGAACCUGGUGAUCCAGAACCGCGGCGAGGAGGCGUCGACCACGUUCACCAAACUGCUGCUCAAGCUUCCCGAGCUGCGUUCACUCAACAACGUGCACUCAGAGGAGCUGCUCUCCUUCAAGGUGCACCCGUGAACCCGUGAACUCUUCCGGGAGGAGACGCACACCUCCUCCUCCACCUCCUCCACACACCUCCACCUCCACCAGGACCUGCCUCUCUCUCCACCCCCCCCCCCCACCGGCUGCCCUCUGUACUCGACAAACCCAGUUUGUUUCUAGAAUGCAUUGAAAAAUUAUUUUAUAUUCUAUUUUUGUUAAGUCGACCACGUAGGGUCUGAAGAGAGAAGAGUUUAAACAAGACGUACUGUAUUCAUCGGAGCUCGCUCGCGCUCGCUGCACACGCAAGUGCACGUGUGUCCGAGGAGCUUAGUCUCUACCUUCAAGUGACAGAAGAGAGAGAACUUCACUGGCUUUAACAAAAGAUAGACUAGAAGCUGAUUAGUCCAUAUGAGCGUUUGUUAGAGUUUACGUUUCCUCAAAAAGCCAUUUAAUUCCAAAGUGUAUUCUCUGAUGAGCGGGUGAAUGUGAGGAACUGAACCCGUACACGUGCAUGUGUGUUUGGUCCGGCAGGAAAAGCAAAAAGCUCCCGGACGAUAUAUCGCAGAAUGUGUGACGACCGCUGCUAAUGCAUGGCUGUACUUAACCCCCCCCCCCCACCCGGUCUCAGAAAGCAUCAGUUCUUUGUUUCAUUGUGUGUAUAGUGUUGUCUGUUGUGUUCACGCUUGGUGAUGAUCUGGGGGAGUCGAUGAUUUGCACAAACUCCUGGCGCAGAAAAACCCAAGUAACACAACCCAGCAGAUGGUGUGACUCAGCAUCGUGUCGAGUUCCGUGUCGAC
This is a messenger RNA of Limanda limanda (common dab), 2857 nucleotides long. RefSeq names its product nuclear receptor subfamily 1, group D, member 2a (gene nr1d2a). Gene Ontology annotation, biological process: negative regulation of transcription by RNA polymerase II; hormone-mediated signaling pathway; positive regulation of transcription by RNA polymerase II. NCBI's taxonomy places the organism in Eukaryota, Metazoa, Chordata, Actinopteri, Pleuronectiformes, Pleuronectidae. Bases 312 to 2096 code for a protein of 594 amino acids. The record is from RefSeq and is a predicted model, not a curated record. Gene Ontology annotation, molecular function: nuclear receptor activity; RNA polymerase II cis-regulatory region sequence-specific DNA binding; zinc ion binding. The transcript has 8 exons.